AAUCAGAACAAGCAAGACUGCAAGCAAAUGACAUGGUCUCUUCUCAGUCGCGCAACGCACGGCUUUAGCAAAGUCGCUCGCCUCCCUGCUGCUAGCACUUCGACGAUGUGCCUAUAGUGCCUUCCACCGAAACCGGGGAUUAUAUAGCAGGCCUGCAGCUGUGCUUACUACAGCAAUGGCAAGAUUAUUGGAUUUAAGGCAUUGGGGUUUUCACCAUUCCUGUAAGAAAUGCCUACAGGACGAUCAUAAGGGUCCUCCGGAUCAUUGUAGUUCAGCCUCCAUCCUUAAAAAUAUGGCAGGGUUGCUCUGAGCCUUGAUAUCGCUGUCGUCACCCCCAAUCACUUCUCCAUCCACACAUCGCACUAGCAAGUUCGUCACUGAGGGUACGCAUUAUACAAGUUCCCCAAACGACAUGGGCAUCUCGGGCGAGUUUGGUCCUACCCUCAUUGGUGGUGUUGUCUCUUUCAUGUUGUUAUAUGGGAUAAUGAUUUUCCAGGAGCGUUUUCAACAGAAUACUUAUGUGUAUUUCAUGCACUAUGCUGAGGAUGGCCUGGCCAUGAAAUUCCUGGUUGCUGCCAUAUGGUGGGUCAGGCCAACUUUGGACGCCUGCAAACCUGCUGACGCGAAGUCAGGGUUCUUGACACCUUGCAUAUUUCUUUCAAUAACUAAUUAUGGCGUUCCGACGGGUUUGGACUAUGUCGUUUGGUCAUUCCCAGCAUCAAUUCUGAUGAAUUCACUUUUGGUUCUUUCCGUUCAAUGCUUUGCAUCUCAGGACACUGUUGACCGGCAUCCAGUUUGUCGUCCCCAAGUGAGGCGGUUGGUGACCGCCCCAAUCGUGCUGUUCGUGUUUGCUCACUGGGGGUUUAGCGUAGAGACGGCUGUUCUGAUCUUCGUCGAUAACAAGACCAGCGACCUUGCGCAGUUUACGUCUUACGCCGUGAUUCCUGGUUUGGCCACCAUCGUGCUAACGGAAGUUCUGAUCGCGGGGGCACUCUGCGUACUUUUCUACGACAGUGGCUCUCACUCUUCAUUCCGAAGAACGAAACGUCUCCUGAAUAUGCUUAUCAUCUAUGCUGUUAACCGUUGUUUGCUAACUUUACUACUCGCUGUUGCACAGCUUGUCGCAAGUGUUCUUCACCAAGAUGCAUGGUCAAUAGGGAUGGACUUCAUCAUGGCAAAACUAUAUGCGAACUCGCUUCUAGCAUCACUAAACUCGCGGGAACACCUUCGAUCCCAAAUCUCAGGUACCGUGUCCGAUCUACGCAUCGGCACUAUCCACCUCGCGAACGCGCUGCAGCCUUCAGGAGAUGUAGAGAGUUCAAAGAAUGGUGCAAGGUAGUUCAGCGUAUGCGCAGGGGUGUUGUCGAUCCUACCACUAAUCUAGCACUUGAUAAGACUACGGCGAG
Messenger RNA from Pisolithus orientalis, 1406 nucleotides. RefSeq lists its product as uncharacterized. The transcript has 19 exons. Bases 413 to 1339 code for a protein of 308 amino acids. The record is from RefSeq and is a predicted model, not a curated record. NCBI's taxonomy places the organism in Eukaryota, Fungi, Basidiomycota, Agaricomycetes, Boletales, Pisolithaceae.